Priapulus caudatus is the source of this 1901-nucleotide messenger RNA. RefSeq names its product hemicentin-1-like. Lineage: Eukaryota; Metazoa; Priapulida; Priapulimorpha; Priapulimorphida; Priapulidae. Gene Ontology annotation, biological process: cell-cell adhesion. Gene Ontology annotation, cellular component: cell-cell junction. Gene Ontology annotation, molecular function: cell adhesion molecule binding. The record is from RefSeq and is a predicted model, not a curated record.
CUGGCUUCAGGUGAGGUUGGCCACGCCCGACGGACGCCGGUCAGAACUACCUAUGCAGGGCAGAGAACGACGCUGGCUUCGCGCGUCCAAAGGCCAUGCAACUCGUCCCGUGCCAAGUUCCGCCCAGCAUAGUCACCGCGGAGAAACAUUACACAGUCAUAGCUGGACGACCCAUCUCACUGCCAUGCCAGGUAACUGGCUAUCCGCCCCCAAAGAUUGCUUGGAGGAAGGACAGCCGAUCGUUCGACGAAAGCGACAACGAGGGAAGAGUUAGGAUGAUCCCAUCUGGCGCCCUCUAUAUUGAGGCAGCAGAGGCUGCAGACGAUGGUAGAUUCAUCUGCGAAGCCAUCAACAACGCCGGGCGGCAGUACAAAGAUAUCCGCCUCACAGUUCUUGUGCCGCCAACGUUCGUACGAAAGCCAGAGAAUAAGGUCGUGACGGAGAAGGACUCUGCAAUAAUGCGAUGUGCCGCCAGGGGAACACCUAUCCCGACUCUCAAAUGGAUUCACAACAACACAGAGGUUGAAGCGGCGUACAGUUCUGGGGGACAGAGUGAGCUGCAGUUCAGAAAGGUGCUGAAGGAGCAUGCCGGUGUGUACACGUGUAUAGCGAGCAGCACGGCAGGUGAUGUCACCACUACUGCCUACCUGACUGUGAAGAUUCCGCCACGAGUGCUCGUCUCUGGCACAGAGUCAGUUCGCUUCUCUGACCGCGCCGUACUGAACUGCACGGCCCGCGGCGACCCGCCCCCGACCGUGUUCUGGGUGAAGGAUGGCCGGCCAGUGCCGCUGAACAACCGCGUUCAGCAGAUGCGAGAUGGCUCCCUGGUCAUCUACGACAUAGAGGGCACGGACUCUGGAGAGUAUAAAUGCGUGGCCACGAACGACGCCGGCAUGGGCGAGGGAACUUCCAUGCUUACAGUCAAAAUGGGACCAAAGAUGAGUGUGGCGCCGGCCGACGUGACCGUACUGAGGGGUGAGGCCGCUGCCCUUCACUGUGAAGCCGACGGAGUGCCGACGCCCACAAUCUCAUGGAGGCGUGGCAAGAACGAGAUCACGCCAGGUGGCCGGCUGCACAUCCUCAGUAACGGCACACUUAUAGUGUACAACGCAGAGCCGGAAGACAGCGAUAUCUACCUGUGUAUGGCUAGAAACAACAUUGGCUCCGUCAUAGGCGAGGCCACGCUCACAGUCAAAGUAAACGGUGGCUGGAGCCAGUGGAGUCUGUGGAGCUAUUGUAGCGCCACCUGUGGAGCCGGUACGAAGUCACGCAGCAGGGAGUGUACCAAGCCGGUGCCUGCCAACGGAGGCAUGCCGUGCUCGGGAGAAGUGCAGCGGACUGACCAGCAGGGCAGCAUGCGGUCACAUAGACUGCGCCGUGGAUGGACAAUGGUCAAACUGGCAGGAAUGGUCCGGCUGCACUCGCACGUGUGGCCGAGGGUAUGAAGUCGUCAGCGCAUGUGUGAUGACCCUUCGCCACAGAACGGUGGCGGCUACUGCGGCGGAAUCAGCAACGAGAGGGAGCCGUGCCACAACAACCCCUGCCAAGUUGACGGUGAUUGGGGCUCAUGGUUGCCAUGGGGACCAUGCAGCGCCACCUGUGGAGGAGGGUUGGAGUCUCGCUUCCGCUACUGUGAUCAUCCGAGACCAGAGUACGGUGGCGCCCCCUGUCGAGGGGAUGACUCCGCCACCAGGAGCUGCUUGGCAGGAGAUUGCGCAGUGAACGGGGAGUGGACGGCCUGGGAGCGCUGGGGCGAUUGCACCGUCAGCUGUAAUGGAGGAAUUCGCAGACGAUUUCGUAGCUGCAGCGAUCCGCCGCCAGCCCACGGCGGUCACGCAUGCGCAGGAGACGCACAGGACCUGGAGAUGUGUAACAAGGCUGCGUGCCCCGGUGGGCCAUAG